This is a messenger RNA of Abrus precatorius (Indian licorice), 972 nucleotides long. RefSeq names its product actin-depolymerizing factor 2-like. The transcript is spliced from 3 exons. Gene Ontology annotation, biological process: actin filament depolymerization. Gene Ontology annotation, cellular component: cytoplasm; actin cytoskeleton. Lineage: Eukaryota; Viridiplantae; Streptophyta; Magnoliopsida; Fabales; Fabaceae. The record is from RefSeq and is a predicted model, not a curated record. Bases 163 to 582 code for a protein of 139 amino acids. Gene Ontology annotation, molecular function: actin filament binding.
AUAAAUUCAAUUUCUGAUACUCAACAAUUUAACUUCAUUCUUCCCUUUCAUUCCUUUCUUCGUUGCAUUGCACAACCCUCACACAACAACAAAACCUUACAUCUCCGCCCUCACCAUCCGUGCCUGUUAUUUUCCAUUAUUGUCCUUCCUCCGUGAGAAAUAAUGGCAAAUGCUGCAUCAGGUUUUGCUGUCAACGAUGACUGCAAGCUAAAGUUUUUGGAGCUCAAGGCAAAAAGGACGUAUAGGUUUAUUAUUUUUAAGAUUGACGAGAAGCAGAAGGCAGUUGUUGUGGAGAAGUUGGGUGAGCCAGCAAACAGUUAUGAAGAUUUCACUGCCAGUCUUCCUGCUGAUGAGUGUCGAUAUGCUGUUUAUGAUUUUGAUUUUGUCACUGAAGAGAACUGUCAGAAAAGCAGAAUUUUCUUCAUUGCAUGGUCCCCUGAUACAUCUAAGGUUAGGAACAAGAUGAUUUAUGCCAGCUCCAAAGAUAGAUUCAAGAGGGAGCUUGAUGGAAUUCAAGUUGAGCUGCAAGCAACUGAUCCUACUGAGAUGGGUCUUGAUGUGUUCAAAAGCCGUGCCAAUUAAAAGAUUGUGAUUAUGCAAAGUAGGAGUUGUGAUGGGGAGCUCCCUUUAACCUUGGUUACUCUUAUGAAAACGUCUAUAGUUUGUGGGAUGGUCAACUUGGCUAAUUAUGGACUCAAUUUUCCAAGUUUUGACAUGAGGUCUAUUGCACCUUCAACAAGCUUCUCUUGUUCCAGUGUCUUGUGUUUUGUGACAUACAAUCCGUGUUUGAAUGUCAUUUUAGUCUUAUGCCUACUAGUUCAUUUUGUAGCUGUUUUUUGUGUGAUUGGACGAAAAUUUGGGAUCUGCUAUUGAUGUAAUAUUGACACUUGCCAUCUUACUAAUCCUUCAUGACUAAAUUAACUGAAAUACUUUCUUGAAGGAUAAAUUGUUAAAAAAAGUUAUUAUGAAAUA